Molecule: messenger RNA, 330 nt
Organism: Lathyrus oleraceus (garden pea)
Lineage: Eukaryota; Viridiplantae; Streptophyta; Magnoliopsida; Fabales; Fabaceae
Exons: 1
Coding region: 1-330 (109 amino acids)
Source: RefSeq, a predicted model, not a curated record
AUGGCUCCUAUCACUACUAGCGGCAAUAACACAACUACUGAUGAAACAAAAAACGAUCAUAAUAAAAAGGAAGACGAAACAAAUAGCAGUAACAGUGAAAAGAGCAAUAGCAGUGAUGAAAACAACACCAAUAGCAAUAACAGCCCUUGCAGUGGUUCAAAAAACAUUAAGUGUGAAAUAUGCACCAGAACAUUUGCUACAGAAAAAGCGGAAAAAGAUCAUAUGGAGUCUCAUGGUGGAAAAUUCCAGUGUCCUAAAUGCAAGCGUUGCUUUGAAACCACAAAGCAAAGAGAGGAUCACCUCAACAUUGGAAGGUGCAAGAAAGCAUGA